Molecule: messenger RNA, 2660 nt
Organism: Fimicolochytrium jonesii
Lineage: Eukaryota; Fungi; Chytridiomycota; Chytridiomycetes; Spizellomycetales; Powellomycetaceae
Exons: 13
Biological process (GO): cilium assembly
Cellular component (GO): ciliary tip; ciliary basal body; centriole
Source: RefSeq, a predicted model, not a curated record
AAUGGUCCGCAAAUGUUUUGGUCGGGGGUCGAAAAACUCAAAUUACCUGGCGCAUGACUCACGCGUGCAUAACGCGUCGAAAAGCCUUGCCUUGUUUUUCAUGAACUCCAUGUUUGUCGGUGUGGCUGCUCAUUUUUCGACCAAACGAAGGCGUUGCCAUCCCGGGAUGAACGUCGAUCAAGAAAUCGAGCUCAAUGUUGCUGUCCGAGAGUACUUGAGCUACGCCGAAUAUCAAACUUCCUUGGAAGCAUUUGACGCCGAGAUCGGUGAGAAAGGCCGAAGGAAAGCGCCUGCUGAUGGAGGCGAUGACGAUGCUAUAAUUACAGCGGUGAUCCAGAAGGAGGCAACAUUUCUCGAUGCCUUCCAUAAAGGAGAACGAUCCCCGUUUUUCAAGCUUUGGGAUGACUGCUUCCCGAGUUCUUGGCGCCUAUCAGAUCCCGUGUAUGGAAAGCUGGAGUUCCUGGUGAACAUUUACUUUGCUGUGUGGCCGCUGUUUCAGACGGAAGGAGAUGCGCAAACACGGCUCCAGGGGCUGUCCCAAACAAUGGAGCCGUUCAAAAAGUUUUUGGAAACGAGAGGAUCAGAGCUUUCCAAAACGCCCCAGUUUCUUUCGUACUAUGCCCUCCCUUACAUUCCGGAUCCGCGAGAGCACCCAUCGUUCAAGGAGCUCUUCGAAAAGGACUGGGCCGCGGACCUUGAGCGACGACUGAGAUCAUUCCUACGGAACUCCCUUAAGGCUGUUGUCAAGCCUAGGUUGCUUACGCUCCUGAAUGCUGAGCGUGAUGCCAAAGAAUUGGAAGAUCUAAAAAAGAAGUUUUCUGACCUCGAAUCACAAGACACGGAGCGGGCUGGCAAACAUCGGGAUCUUCAGAGCGAUUAUCACAACCUUAUUACGAUUGCAUCGGAACUGGUACAGACCUUGACGGCCUGCAUUCACGGACAAAAGAUUACCCCGGCGUACUUGGCAGGCGUCUGCCAACGUCUCGCAACAUUCAAGCAAAGCAAUCAGCGCAAAGGUGGUUCGGUAGAUCAGCGGUCCAGCAGUGUGCAAAACAACCAUGCCGCUCGCGCGGCGGAUCAUAUGCAUUCGAAAUUAGGGGGAGCGGCGUCAUCGCCAUCAUUGCUUCCAGCGCAAUCGAACGGUCCUGUGGCUUCAUUGGAGCGGUACUUGAAUUACGAGGCGAUCACCACCGAUCUUCAAAAGAAUCCUGACGUUGCUACCGAUGUGUUGAAGGCACUAACGAUGCUGGCCGCCCAACCCCCGACACUGGCAGAACGCCGGAAAGUGUUCGACACUUAUCUUGGUUCAGAUGUGCUUGGUAUCAGAGCUGGAAAGCCACUCUUGGACAACCUGCUUGAAAGAUCACCAUCGUCUACACUUCUUCAGACCGUCAUCCUCAUCAACAGACUCACAACCGCAUCAAGCGGGCGGGAGUAUCUUCUUCAUAGCCGCACACUGAUCCCAACUCUUCUCCGUACCCUCAAGUCGGAACCAGCGACAUCACAUCUGUUUCAGCAGACCCUUCAAUCAUUGCAAAAACUCUCGUUGCGGCGGGGAGCACAAUCGCAAAUGAACGACUCGAAAACAGUAUCUUACUUGAUCGAGCUGCUGGAUGCAGAUGAUUUGGAGGCGCUUGGGGAGCCAACCGUAGAGUACGCGGCUGCGUUGAUGAUGAACCUGUGUUUGAGGAAGAAAGGGAAGGGAGAGUGCUGCAUGGGGAGAGAGGAGAGAGUCCUGAAAGUGUUGACUGCGGUGAUGGAGGUGGAGAGCCUGCAGGUGAAAACAUAUGUGAAUGGCACACUAUAUAGCUUGUUCACCGAGCCUACGCUGCGAGAUGCCGCACGCGCGAUGGGCAUGGAAGACAUGCUCAGAUAUAUGCGAGAGUCCGAAGACGAUCAGCUUGUGGGACAAAUUGAUUUUGUGCUGGGUCAGCUUGCCAUCGAGGACCAAACAGACUCUGCAAAUCAGUCGGCCGACUCGGACGCUAUCUCCGAAGAUGGACAAGAGGAGGACGAGGAUGAAGAGGAGGAAGAGGAAGAGAACGAAGGCGUAGAAGUCGAUUUCCUCCCCUCUCCGUUGCAUUCCACAGACGACGCCCCAGUGAACCCAGCGCUAGUCCUGCAGAAAUACACUCUUCAGAAGCCGACCCGUCCCCCAUCACCCUCGUCAUCCCGCCACCCACCGAUGCCCCCGCGACGCCGAGAUUUUAGCCUUCAAUCCAACGCCAGUAACGCUGCGAGCACAAUCGCGUCCCUCACGCGGCCUGCAACGCCGCAGUUCCAGCGUCACUCCAGUACCGGUGGAGCAAACAUUGGACAACAACAUCUUCAAGGCUUGAAGGGCAAACGGGCUGGUGGCCCGGCGUUGCCACCGGUUCCAGGGGGCGGGAAAGGCGGGAAAGGCGGGGUCCGGGAGAAAGACAAGGACAGGGGGCCGAUAUCUGCUGAGGAGGAGCAAGAAAUCGAGCAAGCGUUCUCCACCCGUCCUCGUAUCGCGCGGACACCAUUGCCAUCGGAGAGCGAGGGGCGGCGCCACAUCGACGGACUCUCCAAUGAUGGGCCAAGAGUUCAUGGAAGGGGCAGAGACAUAUAGAGACGCAACCAUAUGACAUAUAUAUAUCAAUGACAUAUUCCCGACGACAGAAAAUUACAAAAUUAAG